AUGUCAGCUUUCCUGAAGAACACAUCCUCACCUUCCCUGACCUUCUUCCUUACCGGUGUUCCUGGACUAGAAGCUGCUCAUGCCUGGAUCUCCAUCCCUUUUUGCUGUCUCUACAUAACAGCCCUCUCUGGGAAUGGUAUGAUCCUGUUUGUCAUCAUCACUGAACCAAGCCUCCAUGAGCCCAUGUACUAUUUCCUCUCCAUGCUCUCUUCCACUGACUUGGGAUUGUGCACAUCCACUCUGUUUACUGUGUUGGGAAUAUUCUGGUUCAAUGCCAGAGAGAUCAGUUUUAAUGCCUGCCUGACUCAGAUGUUCUUUAUUCAUCUCUUCACUUUCAUGGAAUCCUCGGUACUAUUGGCUAUGGCCUUUGAUCGAUUUGUGGCCAUUUCUAACCCACUGAGAUACGCCACUAUCCUCACACACUCAAGAAUAACACAAAUUGGAGUGGCAAUUGUUACCAGAGGCACAGUCAUCCUGAUACCUCUUGUCCUGCUUCUUAAACGGCUCUCUUUUUGCCACAGUCAUGUGCUUCGCCAUUCUUACUGUUUUCAUCCUGAUGUUAUGAAACUCUCAUGUUCAGACACAAAAGUCAAUAGUGCAUUUGGGUUAACUGCAAUAAUUUCUAGUGCUGGUGUAGACUCCAUCUUCAUCCUCCUCUCCUAUAUACUGAUCAUCCGUUCUAUCCUUAGCAUUGCAUCCCCAGAGGAACGCAAGAAAGCCUUUAGCACUUGCAUCUCCCAUAUAGCUGCUGUAGCCAUCUUCUAUAUUCCUCUAAUCAGCCUAUCCUUUGUCCAUAGGUUUGGGAAACAAGCUCCUCCCUAUGUACCCACUCUCAUUGCCAAUAUCUACCUGCUCAUUCCUCCUGUAAUGAACCCCAUCAUUUACAGUGUGAAGACCAAACAAAUACGUAAAGCUGUGCUCAAAGUCCUUCACCCCAAGGGAGUCCUGAUCUGA
Messenger RNA from Gracilinanus agilis (Agile Gracile Mouse Opossum), 954 nucleotides. Its product is annotated as olfactory receptor 51F2-like. The record is from RefSeq and is a predicted model, not a curated record. Gene Ontology annotation, cellular component: membrane. The coding region runs from base 1 to 954 and encodes 317 amino acids. NCBI's taxonomy places the organism in Eukaryota, Metazoa, Chordata, Mammalia, Didelphimorphia, Didelphidae. Gene Ontology annotation, biological process: G protein-coupled receptor signaling pathway. The transcript has a single exon. Gene Ontology annotation, molecular function: olfactory receptor activity; G protein-coupled receptor activity.